Nylanderia fulva is the source of this 2432-nucleotide messenger RNA. It is a transcript of the gene Hinfp, whose product is annotated as Histone H4 transcription factor. The record is from RefSeq and is a predicted model, not a curated record. Lineage: Eukaryota; Metazoa; Arthropoda; Insecta; Hymenoptera; Formicidae. Gene Ontology annotation, molecular function: RNA polymerase II cis-regulatory region sequence-specific DNA binding; DNA-binding transcription factor activity, RNA polymerase II-specific. Gene Ontology annotation, biological process: regulation of transcription by RNA polymerase II; anatomical structure development.
GAGAGGGAAGUCGCUCGAUUGGCUGAGCUUAACCUUUUGAGUGAAACAAAGGUAAGAUAAAGAAGGCACAUGUGGUAUAUACGCAAUUUUAACGUGCCGAUUUUCAAAGAAAGUAUUUGACAACCUGAGGACAGGGCGCAAAUUGUCGUCCCCCUUCGGUCGCUCGCUCCUGAACAGCUGAUCGCGGAAGAAGUGACAGCAGCAACGUGACGCGAUCCCACAUUUCGCACCGUCCUCCACCAGGAAGGUCCGCGGACGAGGCACUCGCGGGAGAACAUCAGAGUAGGUGUGUCCUCAACAUAAAUAUCUGCUGCAACGAUAACGAAUAAACGUCAACGCGAAAUGAUGCACAAGCAAUUGGCGAAGCAAAGAGAACGGUAGCACAUCGUAGCUAGGAUGACACGGUGAAAUACUUACAUGAGAUAUGUGAUGUUUGUCAUCUAAACACGAUGACAGACUUGGCGAAGAAGUUGUUGACGAGCAAGAUACUUGACAGAUGUAGUAAGUGGGUGGAGUCGCAGCAGGAUUAUCCUCAUUCCGAGGAGGAAACUCUGAAGCGAAAGUUGGAUGAAUCUGAAUACGAUGAUUGGUACAACACAGAUUCGGAAUUCGAUUCAGUCUCGGAAUGCGGUGCCAAGAGGCACAAGGUGGGAGUGCAAUUGAAGAAUGAAGUUUUGGAUCUUACCUGCGAGUGGACGGCGUGCACGUUCCGCGGCAAUUAUAUGGAUCAAUUUAUGAGGCAUGUCUCGAGUCACAUACCAAAUAUACAGAUAAGCAUGAAGGAUGAUAAUGAAGUUUAUGUGUGUCAGUGGAAGGACUGUUCUUACUGCACCGAUGUAAGCGAUGAGAUAGUGCAGCAUGUUAAUUACCAUGCCUAUCAUACCAAGCUGAAGUGUAUUGGAUCCAAUGUUCGUGGACGAACUAAGCUUCCUAGAUGCCGCAGAGAUCCAGAAUGGAGGAACAUUAUAGAUUCACCGUCUCCACAUAUGUGCAGAUGGGAAGAAUGUUUGAAAGUGUUCAAAAACUAUCAAAUGUAUCUGUAUCACGUGACUAUACACAUGACAGAUUGUCCACGUGGCAAUAGAGUUAAGGAUGGAAUUCAGUGCAAGUGGACAGGAUGCAACGGGAAAUAUCCUAGUUUGUACAAACUUCGUGAUCACAUGAAAUGUCAUACCAAAGAAAAAAUAGUCGCGUGUCCAGACUGUGGUGCCACAUUUGCCUCCAAAACAAAAUUUCAUACGCAUUGUCAGCGACAAAUUCCUUUGGAAGUACAGGGAUUUCAGUGUUCGCACUGCAAUAAGUUUUAUCCCACUGAGAAAAUCUUACGGGAUCAUAUGAGAUCCCAUGUGUUUAAUUACAAAUGUACCCUUUGCGAUAUGAGUUGUGAAUCGCCAGCGAGUUUGGCGAAACACGUGAGGUAUCGCCAUGUGUCGACCAGAACGUUUCCUUGCCAAUUGUGUUCGCAUGCUGCAAAAUCGCAACAGGAUCUCGACUCUCACAUGACUGUUCAUACUAAUGGCCCGAAUUUUUCUUGUCAAUUUGAAGGAUGCCUUUAUACGUGCAAAGGAGCUUAUACCUUGGAUAGGCAUGUAGAACGAGUACACGGUUUAGCGGUGCGAUGGUACUGCUGUCAUGAAUGUCCUAUCAAAUACCGGAAGAGUUAUAGAUUGACCAAACAUCUCAUAGAAACUCAUCAAUUGCAAUUGCCAAGUGGACACAAACGCUUCCAUUAUACACAGGAUGAGGACGGAUGCUACAGACUUCAAAUGGUCAGAUAUGAGACUGUAGAUGAAGAGAAUGAGUUGCUUGUUGAAGAGGCAAACUUAUCGAACAAAAAAUACAAGCUGGAAUUGAGUCAAACUACAUCAUUAACAAAAAUAAAAAUUGUUGAAGACAAUACAGAGGAGACAGAAACCAUUCAAGAUUUACAAGAAGAAAUAGCAGAUAGUGAUGUUGGAAAAUCUAUGCCUGUUAUAUCUAAUAUUUUAAUAUCUAUUGACGAAGUGGAUGAGAAAGGGAAUAUUAUAAAAAGACAAAUUGUUGAGACACAAGAAACUAAUGAGUUACCACCAUCAGAAGAACCGCCGUUAAUUUUAACAUAACAAUUCUAUAAUAAAAGAUGUAUUCCAUGAUUAUAUACUUUUAUAUCAUAUUAUACAUUGCGUUGAAGAUGCUUUUAUAGAUACAUUGCAUUGAAGAUGCUUUUAUAGAUAUUUAAUCAAUUUUGACAUUAAAAUUUACUUUGUCAAAAUUAUCCCAACUAAUUAAGUUUACAGAGCAUUGUUCAGACUUUUGUUUUAUUAUAAAAUUAAUAUCUAUAAUUGUAAUACUGCAUAAUGCAAAUGUAUUAUUUACUAUAGUUAUAUUUUUGUAAAAACAAUAAGUUACCUGAUGCUCAAUGAUACAUUUAACAAAAACCAUGUAAAGAAAUA